Molecule: messenger RNA, 1587 nt
Organism: Saccostrea cuccullata (small rock oyster)
Lineage: Eukaryota; Metazoa; Mollusca; Bivalvia; Ostreida; Ostreidae
Product: E3 ubiquitin-protein ligase TRIM45-like
Exons: 1
Coding region: 1-1587 (528 amino acids)
Molecular function (GO): zinc ion binding; ubiquitin protein ligase activity; protein binding
Source: RefSeq, a predicted model, not a curated record
AUGGCUACUCCCAUCUCCUGGGCUCAAGAUGUCAUCACAUGUGACCUAUGUGAUAACCCAACCGAGCAGUUCUGUAACAACUGUCAAGUUAGUCUGUGUGUGGAUUGUGUUAGUAAACAUGUGGAUAGCCGUAAGUCCCUCCCUCAUGAAAUUGUUCCUUUUAAGAACAGAAAGAAACCAAUGGUAUGUGAGGCCUACUGUCAACAGUGUGAUGGACCUGUGUGCUUCAAGUGUAUCCUUGACAACCAUAAAGGUGAUGAUGGCGUAGAAUUAUCAAAGGUAGUGGCAAACAAAAAGGAAGAAAUUGAAAAAGAUACAAAUGAAAUUGAAACUGUUAUCAUUCCAAAGUGUGAGAAAAGGGAGAAGGAAACCAAAGUUAGAGCCUCCAAAUGCACCGCUAAGUAUGAGGAGUUAGAGGAAGAAACUGAAGAGCACAGGAUAUUAUGGCAUAAGGAAGUUGACACCAUUUUCAACAAAUUUUGCUGUCUGAUUAAAUCAUUGAGGGAUGAUCAUCUACAUACUCUAGAAACACAUCAAAAUGACCUCAAAACCUUGAUUCCAGAAAUGAAGAAAACAGUUGAGCGAAACAAAGAAAUUUUAAAUAAUGACAGACUUUCUGAAGUCAUAAACUACAAAUCAAAUAUAAUUGAAUACAGGAACAUACAAACUGAUAUCCAUUUCGAAAUUCCGUCUCUGAAUGCAAAAAUAGUUCAAGGGAGUGAACUUAAAAUAGAAGUAGGAGGUUACAUGUCAACAUUGACACAUAAUCUAGAUUUAUUUACGAGCGAGUUAAACAAAGUUAUAGCCACAAUUCCAACUAAAGUUAAACCUCUACUCAAGGUGGUCUGUGUAGGAUCCGAUAAAGCUUGGAUCAGUGGAAAGGACACAACCAUAUACUGUGUUGACAUACACGGAGAAGUACAGGACUCUAUCAAAACGGCCUCUUUAGAAAGGCCUACAGACAUUACACUGACAAAACAGGGUGAUCUGAUAUACACUGAUUAUAAAAAUAAAACUCUGAACAUUGUCAGACAAGGGAGGAUAGAGGUAUUGGUCACUACACAAGAAGGCUGGAAACCAAGGGGCCUUUGUGCCACCGGAUCAGGUGACGUAUUGGUCAACCUGUAUAAUGGGAGUCGAAAUAAAAUCGUUCUCUUUCAAGGACAAACAGUGAAACAGGAAAUAUAUAAAGAUGGCAACGGAAAAGAAAUCUUUAAAAGGGGUAAAUUUAAACUGCUUUUAUCAGAAAACAACAAUGAAGACAUUUGUAUUUCUGAUCCUAAUGCCAACAUGGUGAUUGUGUUGGAUAACGUAGGAUGUGUUCGAUUUCGAUACGAUGGGACACCUGCCAGAAAGGAGGAGGUAUUUUGCCCUAGCCAAGUAGUAACAGACUCCAUGAAUCAGAUUAUUGUGGCAGAUUACAACAACGACUGUCUACACAUUCUUGAUGAGAAUGGACAAUUCCUUAGGUGUGUAAAUAGCUGUGAACUAAAUAGUCCUUAUGGAUUGAGUGUCGAUACUGAGGGAAGGAUCUGGGUAGGAUUGUGUUAUUCAGGAGAAAUAAAAGUUAUACAAUACAUGAAAUAA